UUCAAUUCAUAGAGCGAGGUUCACUCUCUCAAAGCAUGAAAUUGAAUCACUCCAUCUUCUAAUGGCUUCCACUUCCACUCUCCGCUUCCACUCCCUCUCCUUCCAGACCUCAAUUUGGGUCUCAACGCACCAGACACCCGCAUUGCUACUAAAGCUUAGACCCCAAUUCGGGUCAGGUAACACUCGGUUCGUAUGGGCUUCACGGCUGAUACCCACUCACAGGUUCCUUAUCAGAGCCAUUGACGGCUCAGCUAGCUCUAAUGGUGAGAACCCUAAUGACCGUGGUGAUGAUGAUUACAAGUUUACUAUCAACCUCAAGGACCCAGUUGACAAAUUCCACGGAAUGAUCAGCUCUGUCUCUCCCAUUGUCUUCAAGAUACGGCAACGAGUGGGGUCGAAUUUGGCAGUUGGUUUAUGUAUUGCUACUGCAUUUUUGGUGGUUGUUCUGAGAAUGUUCAUGGUGAGGAAGCCGAAGAAUAACGGUCAAGGCUCUGUGGCUGAUCUUGUGAGACGCGGGCAGCUUAGGUCCGAUAGAAGAGGCAUUUCCAAGCCUCUCAUGUACGAUGACCCGUUUAAUAACCCAUUGGUGAAAGUUGGUAAGGAAAAUUCGACUAUAGAGAUGUGUGGAAAGGUUUAUCGCCUUGCCCCAAUUACUCUUACGAAGGAGGAACAAGCUAUCCAUCGAAAGAGGAGGUCUAGGGCGUACCAGUGGAAGAGACCGACAAUGUUUCUUAAAGAAGGGGAUUCGGUACCUGCUGAUGUUGAUCCUGAUACAGUUAGGUGGAUUCCUUCCAAUCAUCCUUUUGCAACCACUGCUGGUGACAUUGAUGAAGACUUGGCACAGACCAAUGUGUAUCAGAAACAUGGUGUGCCCUAUCGAAUUCAGGCUGAGCAUGAAGCACUGCAGAGAGACCAAAAGGAGAGCAGGUUAGUGAUGGAUUCUACGGAUGCUACAGAUCCUGUGAAUUCAUUCAAUUCGCGUUCCAAGUCAGCCAAGCAGGAUGGAGAAAGCCUCAUCAAUAAUGGAAGUGGUCAUUCUAAGCCACCCUUAUCCGAACAUGAGUCAGAUUCCUCCACUAGCAUGUCAUCAUCUGAGGAAAGGCAUAAACCCUGAAUUUAAGUCUUAGCUUCUAUUUUUGCCCUUCAACAAUGAUUGGAAUUCUGAGUUUUGGUUAGCAGGUCAAGACAUCAAUUACAAUUUCAACUUGAUGUAUCUACUUGUGAUCCGUUCUAAAAGUUCAGGUCGGCCUGUAUAUAGGUUGUAGUUUCACCUCUGAAAUAUACUGUUUUGUAUAUUAGUUAAUUAUUCUAGAAUGGCGCACUCUUUGCUUUA
Messenger RNA from Argentina anserina (silverweed cinquefoil), 1333 nucleotides. RefSeq names its product protein MULTIPLE CHLOROPLAST DIVISION SITE 1. Gene Ontology annotation, cellular component: chloroplast inner membrane; chloroplast. The coding region runs from base 62 to 1114 and encodes 350 amino acids. NCBI's taxonomy places the organism in Eukaryota, Viridiplantae, Streptophyta, Magnoliopsida, Rosales, Rosaceae. The record is from RefSeq and is a predicted model, not a curated record. Gene Ontology annotation, biological process: chloroplast fission. The transcript has 5 exons.